AUGUUUGGUGCUUCGUCCCAACAAACAUUUGUCCGUCUACUGUCCAAGUCUCGCUCGACCUUCACCCUUCGCUCUCUCCGCCCUCUGUCCCGCCGACACCAAUUCUCCCGCAACAUGUCUGUCACCACCGGAGCUCUUGGUUCAACGGCAGCUGCUGCCGUCGACAUGAUCGAGCAGGCCAAGCGCAAGGCCGCUUACCGCGCCGUCGCCGACCACUUCAACCCCGAGAUGCAGUUUGUCGGAAUUGGUUCCGGAAGCACAAUCAUCUACGGUGUCGAGGCCAUCAAGGACUGCUUGACCAAGAACCCUCCCAAGAACGGUCGCUACAUCUUCUUCGUCCCUACCGGUUUCCAGUCGAGAAAGGUCAUUGAGCAGGCUGGCCUGAUGCCCAUGGGUUUCGACAGCUUGCCCGAGAACGUCAUGCUGGAUGUUGCCUUUGACGGUGCCGACGAGGUCGACGACGACUUGAACUGCAUCAAAGGUGGUGGUGCUUUGCUGAUGCCCCAUCCCANNGAUUACCGCAAGAACCAGACCCGCCUCGUCACAAAGUGGCCCUCAAUACCCAUCGAAGUCGCUCCCAUCGCUCAUGCCACCGUCAUGCGCCAGCUCAAGCUUAUUGGUUCCAUCGACCCUGUGCUCCGUGAGCACACUCUUGCAAAGACCGGUCCUGUCCAGACCGACCAAGGUUUCUACAUCAUUGACGCCCCCUUCAAGCCUCUUCUUACACAGGACGACAUCAAGAACGGCCAGGACGGCUCUGGCAAGGAUGGUCAGUGGGAAGUCACUGCUCUUGCUCACAAGAUCAAGUCCAUUUCCGGUGUCCUCGAGGUUGGUCUCUUCUUCGGCCCCAACGGUUACGAGGUCCAGGCUGCUGGCGGCCAGGGCGGUCAGAAGCCUGUCGCUGCUUACUUCGGUAACGAGGACGGUUCUGUCAGUGUCAAGGAGGCACACCCUCCUAAAUAA
Molecule: messenger RNA, 963 nt
Organism: Aureobasidium vineae
Lineage: Eukaryota; Fungi; Ascomycota; Dothideomycetes; Dothideales; Saccotheciaceae
Source: the annotation of a GenBank genome assembly